CCUCGGGCUCCCCGCCCACAGACCCCAGCGGGCGGCUUCGCGCUGCCGGAAGGCCGGGGGCGCGCGUGACUGUCGUCAGCCGUGCGAGGGGUGUGCCUCCCGCAGCCCAGGGCGCGGAAGGGGGACGCCCCGGGCUGGGGGCCCCUGCUCUCGCUUUCUCGUCGUCGCAAACGCCCUCCCGGGGGGUGUCCCGCGACCGGCGCGAUGAGUGCCAACGAGGACCAAGAGAUGGAACUGGAAGCUCUACGUUCUAUUUAUGAAGGAGAUGAAAGUUUCCGGGAAUUAAGUCCAGUUUCAUUUCAAUAUAGGAUAGGUGAAAAUGGUGAUCCCAAAGCCUUCUUAAUAGAGAUUUCCUGGACAGAAACAUAUCCCCAAACACCUCCAAUUAUAUCUAUGAACGCUUUUUUUAACAACACCAUAUCAUCAGCUGUAAAGCAGAGCAUAUUAGCCAAGCUACAGGAAGCAGUGGAGGUCAAUCUUGGGACCGCCAUGACCUACACGUUGUUUGAAUAUGCCAAGGACAAUAAGGAGCAGUUCAUGGAGAAUCACCAGCCUGUGAAUUCUACGAUACCCAUAAGCAGUAUCAUCUCCGUUGAAACUCCUAAUACAGCCCCAUCAAGUAAGAAAAAAGAAAAAAAAGAACAUCUUUCAAAAGCCCAGAAACGUAAGCUGGCAGAUAAAACAGACACCGUCUCAGGUCACAGAUGUAUAUUGAGAAUAUUUACUAGUGCUUCACCACAAGAGGCCACCGUUGGGGAAAAGAUCACAAAGGAGAACUUCCUCGAGGAUGGAACUGGGUUGAUGUGGUGAAGCAUUUGAGCAAAACUGGCUCUAAAGAUGAUGAAUAGUACUUGGAAUUGAAGACAAGGGAAGAACAUCCUUUAAGAAGUAAACUGGGUUCAAAAUCCUUCUUUACUCUUUUCUGGUAUUGAGGUGGCUUUUUAUAAAACUGAAUUUUUUUGUAUGUUUCUUAUGUAAAAAAUGUUUUAAGCCGAGAGUUCAUGAAGAGAUCUGGUGGUAUUAAAUUAUUUUCACAAACUUGCCUUAAUAAAAGGUGAAAUGUUACUGUUAAGUAUCCUUUAUGAAGGUGGUUGAGCUUUGUAAAUGGACGAAAUGGGAAAUAAUAAAUAAUCAAUGUGAAUUUAUAUGAUCUUAUUCUAGUGGAUGUGAUAUUUUUUAAAGGAGUAGGAAGCCCUUUUGGAACUCUCAUCCCAGUGGAUCAGAAUACCGAGUCAACAGGUAUUCCGCGGCAUGAGCCAUAUUAACAGACUUCUCGUCUUAAUGAAGUCUUCAUCUCUUCUUUCUCUUGAUUACUGAAGCGUAAAUUGCUCCAGAGAAAUUUAAAUACUGAUAUUUGAACUUUUAGAUAAUAUUCUUUGUAGUUCCUUUUUAUUUUUCAAGGGCGAACCGCUUCUUUUUAGUAAAUGAGUAUCCGUUCAUACUCUUCCCUUCCUUUAGGUCAUGAUGUUUGACCGUGAGAGUUUUCAGCCGUAUGUGGAAUAGGAGAACGUAAAAAUAAAUCUGCCAAAUACAUUCAAAAGCAUUUGAAUAGAAGUGCUGGUUCCCACUGCAAACACUUGUCUUUGCUGUAUGUACCAAGAUGGGAGUAAAAGAUGCCUUAAUAUUUAAUUUUUGUAUUGUUGGAGAUAAUGGUUUUACUAAAUUCCUGUGUGUCUGCUACUGUGUGUUUUUGGUUGUCUGGUUACAGGUCUUCUAAAUGGUUUAACGUGAAACCACCUUUCAAGUCUUGUUUCUUUUCAAGCAUCCAUGUGGAUUUCUCAGCCUGAGCAUCUUCAUAGUAAUAGACAUAGAAGUUUUUCAAAUGCUGAAUCAUAGUACAGCCUCGAUUAUUUUUUUUAAUUACGAGUAAGGUAACUAUUACUGUCGUGUAACCAGGAGGUUACUGACGUGUAUGUGUGAUUUACAGUGGCUGCGUUUGCUCCCCGGCUGGAAAACCCUAAGAACUGCUGCUGUUUCUAGAAGGGUAGACUGUGUUCCUCCAGUUACACCUGUGCAGCUCGGGUCCGAGUUUUUAAAGAAUAAUGAACUUCUAAAGACAUGUGCUUAGCAUAAGAGCAGUUUAAAUUGUAUCCAUGGCUUUUACUGGGCUAACAUUAGGCUCAGUUAAAUCAUUUGAAUUACACAGUAAAUACAGUUAUGAUGAAGAAGUGUGAUCUGAUUUUCAGAAGCUGAAUCACAUCUUAUAGCUUGAACUAAUAGAACAGAAGCAUUAAAAUUCAAGAACACUGAAUACACCAACUUUCGUUUUUGGAGUUGUGUGUACGUGGUUUUUGUUGUGUUGAUUUGUUUGCCUGUUUUUAAAGAAACAAACUACAACAUCUGCUCGUGGAACAAACCGUGUUUUGCUCUGAAGAUUCUGAAACUGUUCAGGCUUAUUGUGUUUCAGAGAUAACAAAGAAUAAUGCUAGUUAAAUGCCAAUGAACUAUUUUUACUCUUUUUAUAUGAAAUGUACAAAUUUGGGGGGUGAUGGUGGCAGUGGUGCCUCUGACCACCUUCUGUAAAACACGUGAACAUUCUCAUCUGUAUUGCUAUCUGUUCAACACUCCCAGCAUAUUUUCUCAAAGUCUGUGUACCUAAAAUUGUAUGGAAUGACAUAAUUAAUAAGCAAUAAAACCGGAAUUACACACA
Molecule: messenger RNA, 2650 nt
Organism: Ailuropoda melanoleuca (giant panda)
Lineage: Eukaryota; Metazoa; Chordata; Mammalia; Carnivora; Ursidae
Gene: RWDD4
Product: RWD domain containing 4
Exons: 9
Coding region: 205-810 (201 amino acids)
Molecular function (GO): protein binding
Source: RefSeq, a predicted model, not a curated record